AUGACAUCAAAAAAGACCAGUAGUUCCGAGACUAAGAAAAAUGUGAACAAAAAAUCACUUAAAGGUAAUAACUCUACACUUAAAGCGGGUUUAGUGUUUGGUUUGGGGAAUCCGUUGCUAGACAUCAGCGCCACCGUUAAGCCAGAGUUCCUCGAGACGUACGGUUUACUGCCAAACGACCAGAUAUUGGCCGAUGAGAGACAUCACGAUAUGUUCACAGAACUGCUCAAAGACUAUAAAGUGGACUACUCUGCCGGUGGAGACAUCCAGAACAGUCUACGAGUGAUGCAGUGGUACUUCGUUGACACUCCUUUUAUAGCCGUUUAUAUGGGUUGUGUCGGCAAUGAUAGCAAUGGUAUUAAAAUGGAGACAAAAGCCCGACGGGAUGGCGUGAAUGCGGUAUAUAUGGUGGACAACGAGGAGAAUACCGGCGCCUGUGUCUGCCUCCUCACCAAAAAAGGAAAGAACCGAUCGCUUUGCGCUUUCCUGGGGGCGAGUCUUAAGUUCAAUGUCCAACACAUCCGCGAUAACUAUAAAUACGUAGAAAACGCCCAAUACUUCCUCGCAUCGGGUUAUCAUUUGGCGGUUAGUGUGGAGUCUGUGCUCUGUUUGGCCGAACACUGCCACAAGAAUAACAAAGUGUUUUUGUUCGCUCUGUCGGCGACCUAUAUCUGUACGAAAUACUCCAAAGAAUUGCUGCAAAUCUAUCCAUAUGUUGACUACAUGUUCGCCAACGAGACUGAGGGCCGCGAGUUCUCCGAAAUGAUGAGUUGGCCCACAUCUGAACUCAAAGAU
Oppiella nova is the source of this 795-nucleotide messenger RNA. The record is from the annotation of a GenBank genome assembly. NCBI's taxonomy places the organism in Eukaryota, Metazoa, Arthropoda, Arachnida, Sarcoptiformes, Oppiidae.